GGAAGAGAAGCGCGAGUCUUUCCCAGCCAUCUUGUGGCAACUAGCAGCGAAGUGCUCGCCCAAGCCCCGUAGAAUCGGAGGAGAAUCCUGCUGAAAGGGCGCCAUCAUGCCCGGCCAUCUGCAAGAAACGUUCGGCUGCGUCGUAACCAAUCGGUUCGACCAGCUAUUGGAUGACGAAGAGGAUCCGUUUGAGCUGUUAAAGCAGGCAGAAAAUAAGAAGAAGGACCCGGCCGUUCCCGGUGCCGCCAAGACCGCCGCACAGGCUACAAAACAGGCCAAAAAGGAGUCACAGAAAGACAGAAAAAUCGCACAAACCGAGAAGAAAGAAGAGACGCCAGCUCCCGUCCCUCUCAAGAAAGAAGGUAUGAGAAAAAUGGGCCGCAGGCCGGAACAGCCGGGUCAAACAGGGUCCCAACAGCAGGGGGGUCAGGGGGAGGCUCGUCCCCCAGCAGAAAGGCGGCCUGACAGGAGGCCACCACGUGAGCGACGCUUUGACAAACCUGCUGAUGACAAACCUGCUGAGGGUGGAGAAUUUUCUGUAGAGAACAGGGGUGCCGGUGGUGAACGGCCGUUCCGAGGUCGUGGAGGUGCCAGAGGAGGGCGUGGAGGCCGGGGCAGAGGUAUCGGCAGGAAUGACGGCUUUGACUCGCGUGGCAAACGCGAGUUUGACAGACACAGCGGCAGCGACCGGUCCAGCCUAAAACCAGAAGAAAAGCGUGGAGGGAGCGGAUCUCAUAACUGGGGCACUGUUAAGGAUGAGUUGAGUGAGCUUGACCAAUCAAAUGUCACCGAGGAUAACCCUGAGGGAGAGGAGCACCCACCUGCUGAUUCGGAGAACAAGGAAAAUGAAGCUGAGGAGGUUAAAGAGGAAGGUGCUAAGGAGAUGACUUUGGAUGAAUGGAAAGCCCAGCAGGACAAAGAGAGAGCCAAGGUGGAAUUCAACAUCCGCAAGGCCAAUGAAGGAGCCGACUGGAAUAAAGGAUACGUUCUGCAUAAAUCUAAGGCUGAUGAUCCGUCUGCUAUCGAUGAAUCUGGGGAUCACCACUUCCGCAAGCCUGCUAAUGACAUCACAUCUCAGCUGGAGAUUAACUUUGGUGACCUUGGCCGCCCAGGGCGUGGACGUGGAGGGCCACGAGGUGGCAGAGGAAGUCGCGGCGGGGCCAGUGCUCCUAGACCACCUCGUGAACGCAGGCCAGACAAGGCAAGUGGAGUAUCUGUCCCUAAUGUGGAUGACCCAGAGGCUUUUCCAGCCCUGGCUUAAGCUGCUCCGGUGGUGCUUAAUUCACCCAGGAGGGUCGCUCCUCCCUGGGUCCUUGUCUACGAGGCUUGCAUGUUAACGGAUCCUUCAGCAGAUGAAAUGAUGGAAGACUGUCAUCCAUGCCAUUUAUCCUUAAGGACUGAAUUUUACCAUUUUAGAAAAAAGGUGGAAACAUUUAAAAAAUAAAAAAAAAUGAAAAGAAAGGACUUCUUGCUAUUCCGAAGCAAAUUAUUGGUUGAGGUUUUGUAUUUAGAAACAAGGUAGCAGGGAUGUUUUCAUACAGUGUUUCUUUAGUUGUUUUACUUUUAUUUUCAGAAUUUGCGCAUUGUUAAUGGAUACUUUUUGUACUGCUGCUUGAAAAUAUGCAUUUCCAAAAAUAAGUGUGAAAAGCCCACCGGGUUAUUUUAUGGUGUCCCUAAGCUUGCUUGCUUUUUACACACAUGCCUCAACAAAAGGCAGCCCAUUUCAGGAAUUGUUAACAAGAGCAUACAAUCUAUCAGUUAAUUUCAUUACAUCACUAAGAAAGAUUAACAGCAGUUUUGUUCUGAUCAUAAUGGGAUUGAAGACCACCGUUUCCCUGAAAGCAUGCCUUUAAGCAGCAUCGAAUUGGAUUGUAAAAUUUAUGAUUCAUACUAUAAUGCUAAGGUUUUGAUGCAUUCAGUUGCACUUGCCACAAAACAUGUUUUUUUUUCAAAUGACCACUUUAAAGUUUAAUAUGCCAUCUUUUGACAUCAUUGACUCUGGAAACUCAGGAUAGGACACAUUAAAUUAGCAUAUCAACAAGCAAGUUUACACAUCGCACUCCUGUUUACUUAAAUAAAUGUGAGCCAGGUUAUAAAUAAAUUCUGUCAUUUUCUUUUUACCCUUGCUUAUUAUGGUAGCACUACUGCUGUUUUGAUUGAAAGAAACACCUUCUUGUUCAGUUUGAUUAACUGAGUGCUAUGGUAAUGUGUGAAUUCCAACCCUGCUAUUAGACCUCGGUCAAUAAUUAAAAGAUGGUCGAUUCAUACCAA
Messenger RNA from Misgurnus anguillicaudatus (oriental weatherfish), 2271 nucleotides. NCBI's taxonomy places the organism in Eukaryota, Metazoa, Chordata, Actinopteri, Cypriniformes, Cobitidae. The record is from RefSeq and is a predicted model, not a curated record.